AUGGACGUCAUGAUGCCGCUCAAGAACGGCAUCGACGCCUGUCGCGAGAUCACGGAGAUGCUGCCGGAUACCCGGGUGCUCAUUCUGACGGCCUCCACGGAGGAGGAAGCAGUGAUGGAGGCGGUCGCCGCGGGCGCGACGGGAUACCUUCAGAAGUACUCCGGCAAGGAGAAACUCCUCGUCACGGUCCGGAACGUUGCCGACGGCGAGUACCACAUACCCGGCGACGUGAUAAGGCGGGUGUUCGCCGGAUUUCGCGCCAUGUCGGAACAGAUUAACAUAGAGAGAUGGGCAGGCUGA
This is a messenger RNA of Geodia barretti, 300 nucleotides long. The record is from the annotation of a GenBank genome assembly. NCBI's taxonomy places the organism in Eukaryota, Metazoa, Porifera, Demospongiae, Tetractinellida, Geodiidae.